Molecule: messenger RNA, 1125 nt
Organism: Oldenlandia corymbosa var. corymbosa
Lineage: Eukaryota; Viridiplantae; Streptophyta; Magnoliopsida; Gentianales; Rubiaceae
Source: the annotation of a GenBank genome assembly
AUGGAAACCAAGAUGAAGAAAUUGAAGAAGCUUGGCGCCGGAGCUGAAGAUCACUACUUACGAGGCAGUGCCAGCUUCGGCAGACCUUCUUGGCUUCUUUUCAGUAUCGCCGAUUUGGACGAGAGAAUGAAGACGCUGGCGAUUAACACCACGUCUGAUCGGGGAAGCAAUGCUGACAGUUUCGCGACAAGGGCUGAGGAUUACUACCAGAAGCGACCUCAGUUGCUGGCCUUGCUUCAGGAUCUGUAUAAUGGCUACCUCCUGUUGGCUGACCGUUACUGUCAAGCCCUUGUCAAGAAUAAUCAGAAUCACCGUCGUCGUCGUUAUUCAUCUCCCAUUUCGCCCUUUAGUUUCAAUGAGCAUGAGCAGUUUUAUGAAGAGGAUUUGGGUUCAGGAGAUGUUGUCGAUUCUGAUGAUGCCGUGAGUUCCUUGUCUUUUCAAACUCCAUCUCCACCUGGAGGGCUGGAUGCUGAUCUGAUCGUGGCAGACGUGGUGAUCAAAUCUCUUGACUAUGAAAUCAUGGCCAAUGAGCUAAGUGUUGUGGAGACGAAGGCAGCCGAGUCUUCAAGAAAGAUUGAGCUGCAGAAGAGUUUACUGGAGGUUUUGGAGUCGGAAAGGUUGAUACUGCUGAAUGAGAACGCCGGCUUAGCAUACAGAGUCAAUUCGUUAGUCGAGGAGAACAAGGGAUUGGCUGCAGAGUCUGUUUACAUGAAGAGGAAGGCUGCUGAUCUUGCCAGGUGUGUGUUAAAGAUGAGGGAGGAUCACAGGGUGUGCAUGCUGAGCCGAAAAAUCGAGGAUCUUCAGGGACAGGUUCAUGGAUUGGAGACGAGAAACGAGUGUUAUGAUCAGAUCGACAAACAUGAAGAAGAAAAGGAAAGCAAAGCUAAGGUGGUUAAGAAAGGCAAAUCUGCAACUCAUGAGGUGACUCUGGAAGAUUGCUUUCACGUGCACCCAGAUAUUCCUUGCUUUGGAUGUGGAAGCAAUGCUGUGGUCAACAUGAAGAAAGGGUGUUUGCCUUCUCAUGGCAGCAUCAGUGGAGGUAAGAAGGGAUCGAAGUUUUGGGACAGGGUCAAGAAGUUUGAUAUCUUCAUGUGUGUACCCAAUGUCAACUCUAACUUCUGCUGA